AUGGCCGCAGGAUCGUUUUCUUCUGCAGCCUUGGCCACUUGUGCUAGUACGUCAGCAGCACCACCAGGGCUGGCAUUCCUGCGUUUCCGAGUGCUCUGCUCCGUGGGGCUCGUGGAGCAGCUGUGCGGCCAUAUUGCCACUGCUCGGGAGCACUUUCAGGAAGCAGACGAGCUCGAGCCGCCCGACUGCAACUCGGUGCCAACCACAGGGCUCGCCCGCCUGGCAAUGGCGCUACACCUGCACUCUGUCGGCCAAUGGGAGCAAGCCACGUCAUACUACUCGCAGCUUAUCCAAUGUUCCUCGCCACCUUCUCCUCCUUCCUCCUCACCCCCCUCUUCCUCCUCCUCUCCCUCCUCUCCUUCCAUCGCAUCCCCAUCACCCACCGCGUCGUCCCUCUCGCCCUCUUUGCGUGCGGGGGCAGCGGAACGCGUGGGGGCGCUAUCAGGCCGGGGGCAGCUGCUGCUGCAGCAAGGCGAUUUCAAGGCAGCAGAGGAGCAAUUCACAACAGCUCUCAAAGAGGCAGAGGCCAUGGAUGAUAGCUCAGAUUUCAACCCAAUGAUGGGAGCCGUGCUUUCCCUGCUGGGCGACACAUACGCUCAAAGAGGCAGGCUGCAGCACACGGGGGAGGGAAUGAUUGCUGAGGGUCUUUUUCGGCGAGCACUGGCUCUCCUGGGGGCGGCACAGUGGGACAGUCUGGAUCACAGGCUGUCGCUGCUCGCAGGGGCAGCAAGCGGCUCGACUGCAGCGGAAGAUGCAGACGAAGAGCAAUUGAAGGAUCGGAAGAACCGAGUGCUGCAGCUGGACCUCAUCGCAUUCACCCUCGAGCGCUACGCAGCGGCCCUUCAGGCCUUCCCCAUGCGCGCCAGUGAGGCGCAAAGCAUGAGUGCCGCCGCCCACCACCUGUGGCGGUCGUCCCUCUCCCUCGACUCAGCCGUCACCUCAUCCCGAGUAUCCGCUGCUGCUUUCGAGCCGAUGAUGAAAUCGUCCGUUUGUGCUGCUGACAAUCCCGGUGUUUUGUCUGAAUCUAAAUCAGUGAAAGAUUCGGUUUGUGCAGCGCAUUUCUCGUUGCCUGCUCCAGUGGUGGAUGUAACAACAGGCAGGGUCUUGCUGUCAUGA
This is a messenger RNA of Closterium sp. NIES-65, 1116 nucleotides long. NCBI's taxonomy places the organism in Eukaryota, Viridiplantae, Streptophyta, Zygnematophyceae, Desmidiales, Closteriaceae. The record is from the annotation of a GenBank genome assembly.